CUGACUCUUGAGGACCCUGACGUAGCAUGCCUGUCUGACACAACAUUAGCUCACAUGCUAACAGGCUAACUGGCUAACAGGCUACCUAACAGUCAGAAAACAAAGACAAGAGCUUUAAAGAUGGCAGAAGUCAAAGUGAAGAAGGAGGCGAACCUGUCAGACCCCGCGGAGGUGGAGAACAGGAUCAAACAGCUGUGUCAGCAGUUCCCUCACGGUAUCACAGACCAGGUGAUUCAGAACGACAUGCCUCACCUGGAGCCUCAGCAGAGAGCCAUGGCCAUCAACAAGCUGCUGUCACUGGGUCAGCUGGACCUGCUGAGGAACAGCUCAGGUCUCCUGUACAGACUGAAGGACGGGCAGAGCGCCAGUAAGAUGAAAGGUUCAGACAACCAGGAGAAACUGGUUUAUCAGAUCAUCGAGGACGCAGGAAACAAAGGUAACAAACUACAUUGUGAUGUCAUCGUGACUCCGACCAUAAAAGGGUCAUCCUGCUGCCACUGUCGCACUGUUUUCUCUGCCCUGCAGCAGAGUCAACAACCAUUUCACCUUAAGCUAAUGGUUUUUUUUUUAGAAAUGCUAUCAAAGCUCACUCGCUCUGUUGCUCAUGACGACACGUCCUGUUGGGUCACAUGGUCAGCUGCAGACGGUUCAGAUGUUUCUGUUGGUCACAUGACUGUGUUGUGUGUUCAGGCUGAAGCAGCGAGAGACAGCAAACAGAGUCCCAUGGUUCAGAGGAACAGCUCCUUCGCCACCUCGCAUGAAGUCUGGAAGUACAUCUGUGAGCUGGGAAUCAGCAAGGUGGAUCUGUCCAUGGACGACAUCGAGACCAUCCUGAACACGCUGAUCUACGACGGGAAGGUGGAGAUGACUGUUAUCGCCGCCAAGGAGGGAACUGUGGGUAGCGUGGAUGGACAGAUGAAACUUUACCGUGGCGUCAACGCCGUCAUCCAACCCACCGGCCUCGUCAGGACGCCCUGCGGACUCUGCCCGGUGUUUGAUGACUGUCACGAAGGAGGAGAAAUCUCUCCAUCCAACUGUAUCUACAUGACGGAGUGGUUGGACUUCUGACGGCUGCUGUCGUCUCUCUGUUCUUUUCUCUGUGAGGAAACUUUGACUCUAUUUUCCCGGCGCUCUGUGAUCCACCUCAGUUAUUUUUUGUAUUUAUUGCGAAGUUUAAUAAAAGCAGGAAUGAGAAA
Molecule: messenger RNA, 1196 nt
Organism: Epinephelus moara (kelp grouper)
Lineage: Eukaryota; Metazoa; Chordata; Actinopteri; Perciformes; Serranidae
Gene: polr3f
Product: polymerase (RNA) III (DNA directed) polypeptide F
Exons: 7
Coding region: 121-1068 (315 amino acids)
Biological process (GO): transcription by RNA polymerase III
Cellular component (GO): RNA polymerase III complex
Source: RefSeq, a predicted model, not a curated record